Molecule: messenger RNA, 1184 nt
Organism: Eruca vesicaria subsp. sativa (arugula)
Lineage: Eukaryota; Viridiplantae; Streptophyta; Magnoliopsida; Brassicales; Brassicaceae
Source: the annotation of a GenBank genome assembly
CAGCUUUUUUGUUUUCCGUCGGCCACUAUUCAUCAUCAUCCCUAACCCUAGAGGAUUCGUUUCAUUGAAUCGAAGAUGCUGCGAGUUGCAGGGAGGAGGCUUUUGUCCAUUCCGCAGAGAUCUUCGACUGCGAGUACUUUCGUCCUUUCACGAGAUCAUACCAUCGACUCCUCCUCCUCCUCUUCCACCGCCCCCAGAUCUGUUCCAUCUGCUGAUAUUUCAGCUUUCAAUUCUUACCACAGAAGCCUUAUCAGAGGUUUCGCAUCUCAAGUCCUUGCCCAAGGGAAUGAGGUAGGUUUUGGUUCGGAAGUCCCAGCCACGGUCGAGGCUGUCAAAACACCUAACUCAAAGAUUGUGUAUGAUAACCACAACCAUGAGCGUUACCCACCUGGUGACCCUAGCAAGCGUGCAUUCGCCUACUUUGUUCUUUCUGGUGGGAGGUUUGUGUAUGCCUCUGUUCUCCGCCUUCUUGUUCUGAAGCUCAUUGUCAGCAUGUCCGCAAGUAAAGAUGUCCUUGCACUUGCAUCCCUCGAGGUUGACCUCGGUAGCAUUGAACCGGGAACUACUGUGACAGUGAAGUGGCGUGGAAAGCCCGUGUUCAUCAGGAGAAGAACAGAGGAUGACAUCAAGCUGGCCAAUAGCGUGGAUCUUGCAUCUUUGAGGGACCCGCAAGAAGAUGCCGUCAGGGUGAAGAAUCCGGAAUGGUUAGUGGUGGUUGGAGUGUGCACCCACUUGGGAUGCAUCCCUUUGCCUAACGCUGGUGAUUAUGGAGGUUGGUUCUGCCCCUGCCACGGAUCACAUUACGAUAUCUCAGGAAGGAUCAGGAAAGGUCCAGCACCGUACAACCUGGAAGUACCAACCUACAGCUUCUUGGAAGAGAACAAGUUACUCAUUGGUUAAGCACAACAAGUCCACACACUGUCUGUGUCUUAAAGAUCGUCACAUGAUUUUGUUUUUUUGUUUUUGUUUUAAUAUACUUCGGCUAAAAUGUUAGCUCGCAAGAGUGCUCACUUCCUUCACACUCUGGUCCUUUCUCUCAGCAAGUAAGAUUGUCUUGUUUGGCUGAAUAAUACAAAACCUAUUGUCAUUGUAUGACUGAGCAUACAAUGUUCAUAAGUAUGUGUUUAUUUUUUCAAAAAGAAUUAUGGAUUUUGAAUAGUAUCAGCUCCCAGUUUUUGAGUCUU